AUGGGAGAGACUUACAUGAAAGAAGCGGCUCGCCUGUAUCCCAAGUCGCGUGAUGAGGCCAAGAAACGGGAUAACCAUUUUGAUCUCGUCGAACGGGUUCACGAGGCUGAAGAGGCUAACCUGAAGAAUCCCGCUGAGGCUGCCCAUAAACUCGUCGUGACUCUAGAGCAUGAUGAUUGUACGGAUGAGAAGUUUGCUGUUUACCAGAACUACCAGGCGGUAGUUCACAAGGAGUCUCCGGAUGAAAUUACCAAGACCGGAUUCAGACGCUUCCUUUGUGACUCGCCUUUGAGGAGAGAAACAAUGGUGACACCCGAUGGGCGUAAACGUCGCCUGGGUUCGUAUCACCAAUGUUACAGACUGGAUGGCAAGCUAGUUGCCAUUGGAGUGCUUGACCUCUUGCCCGAGUGUGUAAGCUCAGUAUACUUUCUUUACCAUGAAAGCAUUCACCAGCAUUCGCCAGGGAAGCUUGGUGCACUGUAUGAGAUUGCUCUAUCCAUCGAGGAGGGCUAUGGCUGGUGGUACCCAGGCUAUUAUAUACACAACUGCCCCAAGAUGUGGUACAAGAUUGAUUACUCACCUCAGUAUGUUCUUGACCCUGUGUCUUUGACAUGGGACCCGCUGGAUCGAACUGUGUUGGACCUCCUCGACAAAAAGCCGUACGUGAGCCUUUCGCUUGAAAAGGAGCAGGCCUCUCGCGAGAUCGAACAAGGUUUUGCGUCGCCUACCGAGGAUCCAAACCAGAGUGACAAAGGGGGGGACAAAGGUUCCGACUCUGCAGCAUCCGAUGAAGAUGACAGCAACUGGUUGUUUGCAACCGGGAUGCCGGGUAUACCUCCGAUAUCUACGGUCGCUGAGUGGGAUAUGGAUCAUAUCGCUUUGAAGAUAUCCCCGAAAGCCCCAUUAUACGAAACCUCUGAUCUCGUCAGCUGGGAGGAAAAGGGGGUCGAGGAAUAUCCAGGAAUGAGAGCUGGUGUUGCUGAGCUCAUCGCGGCAAUUGGCCCUGACUUGAUGGACCGGAUUUGCCUGGACUUUUCCCGGAGACCCUAA
Messenger RNA from Fusarium musae, 1050 nucleotides. RefSeq lists its product as uncharacterized. Gene Ontology annotation, molecular function: arginyl-tRNA--protein transferase activity. Bases 1 to 1050 code for a protein of 349 amino acids. The record is from RefSeq and is a predicted model, not a curated record. The transcript has a single exon. Lineage: Eukaryota; Fungi; Ascomycota; Sordariomycetes; Hypocreales; Nectriaceae. Gene Ontology annotation, biological process: protein arginylation. Gene Ontology annotation, cellular component: cytoplasm.